UGAAUUCCUGUUCAAAAUGGCGACUGCUGUUGGGAGGGUAGACGAAUUUGUAAAAGAUUAUUUAAUAUAUAGAGGCUUGUCGACUACUCUCAAAACACUUGAGAUUGAAUUGAGAAAUGAAAAGGAAAAAGGAUUCAGGGUAGAUAAGAUAGUGGAGCAGCUACAGAAUUAUGUCUCAAGUUAUGACUUGCCAAACCUGAGGGAUUAUUGGAACUUCCUAAACAGCCGAUUAUUUGCUCGCCUAGAGCAGAGGUAUAUGAGCAGUGUACGGAAGUUGGAGGUGGGAUUACUAAAAUACUACCUUGUAAAUGCGUCGCAAAACAACAAACAGGAUAAAAUACUAGAGUUCUUCGAUAGGAUGACAGAAAUUUUACAAUCACAGGUGGAAUUUAAGGAAUGGUUUGCUUUUCCAUUUGUAAGGAAUCCACGGGAGAACAGUCAUUUUACAAUGUAUUUUACAGUGCAAUGGCAGGAGACAUUCUUCCUUUCACUUCACAACUUUCUAAGUGUGAUUCUGCAAGCUAUGCCAGGUCCAGUAUUGCUUAGUUUUGAAGCUGAAUAUAGACAGAUUAGAGACCUGCAGGAUGAAAAUGACAAACUGAAAGUACAGAUAAAGUCAUUAGGGGAGAAACCAGACUUGACAUCAAAGAUGACAAAUCGAGAAAGUUACUUGAGUGACCGCAGUCACAUGGAUCUGGUAUAUGACUUCUCAUCUCUCGGAGAAGAUACAGCUAUUCCUGAGACAACAACCAAAUCCCCGAAGAAGUUCCCUUUUACAUCAUCCCCACUCAAUCUUGGCAAGAAGAAUGAAAAGUCUUCACCAGUCCAGAAGAAAAAAGAUGACCCAAUCAAAAUGUCCAUGAUGGGUAACAAAGAUUCUAAAUCUAGCAAAGGAACUAAGCUCUUGCCAGUUAUCACAAGGCAAAGGAAACCACCAGUGAAAGGAAAUAAGGUACAGAGCCUGGAACCAGGAGCAGUUAGUCAUGUGACAGAUACUUCAGCCAAUCACAAUACAGUAGAAAUGUCACCAGCCAAUCAGAAGAUGAAGAAGAUUGAAGAUGCAAAACAGAAGAGGAAGGAACUCUUUGAAGCGAGCACAAAGGUGAAAGAAGAAAAGAAGCCACCAGAAGUAAAACAAGACAUCAGUACCGGAUAUAACCGGUCAUUAUCUGAAUCUGGUGUGGAUACGUUGACAUCGAAAUAUUCACCGAGGGGGACUAGAAGAACUGUAAGCAAGAGUGUUCUAGAAACAAAGUCAAGUAUGUAUUCUGGCACAUCUGGUACCAGUGAUUCCAUGGAGACCGUAUCUCCCUUAGCAACAGCUACCUUAGCAACAAUGUUGGGAACCGGUGGGCCCAGCAAGGCAGAGGAGAUGCAAACAUUUCCACUCACAUCCUCUGUUACUGAGCCGGAACAACCUGCCACAUCCAACACAGAGACAAAAACAUUAGAAACAAUUCAUGAGAAACCUUUUCUGUUGUUAAGUCAGGAUGAGUAUUCAGAGCAUAGGGCCUCCAUAUCAUAUGCCAGAUUUAGUAACAGUGGUCAGUAUGUGGCAAGUGUGGAUGUUGAUGGCGUAGUCAAGGUAUGGUCAUGGAGUCCCAAGGCAGUUACAGCAGCUACAGUGAUGUCUAAAUCAGCAUUCCUGUCACUAGAGUGGGCUAGCAAGUCUGACAGAUGGUUAUUGCUGGGCAACAAAUCUGGGAACAUACGCUUGUUUGAUGUGAAGGAAAUGAAAUCAUUUUAUGAAGCAACGGCUGAUGCUAGCUAUCCAAGAAUAGUGACAUUGUGUUCUAACCCAGCAUCUCCGAUGUUUGUAUGUUCAGCAACUUCUGGACAUCCAAGAUCGUCCUCUUUCAGCUCUGAUAUAGGGCCAAGUCAUGAUUCCAGGGCUGGUAAACUUACUGUAUGGGAUCUUAAAACAAUGAAAACUGAUAAAACACUUCCACUUGAACCGGGAUCAGCAUGUAUAAACAGUUGUUCGUUCAACCAUAAUGGUCAGUUACUUAUAACAGGAGGAGCCGACGGGAUGAUCAGACUUUUUGAUGUAAGCCAGGAGAAAUGUAUAUCACAGUGGCAGGCUCAUCACAGUGACAUUAGGAACAUUCAGUACUCGGCUGACUAUAACUCCUGUUACAGUCUUGGUAAUGACGGAAAGAUGAGUGAAUGGAGUAUGCACAAGACAGGUUUAAAACUGCGGGAUUUACCACUCCACCAGGGGGCAGUACCAAACUUCUCCCAGCUUGAGUCUGGUAACACAAAGGAAGUCCCUGUUGGUAAACUGUUGGCGUUGGAUUCUGACGGACAUUAUUUAAUGAGCUGCAAUGAUACAAGUGCUGAAAUAUAUAGGCUAAUCAAGGAGGAUCCAGGACUAUUGUACAUGAUGGAUUUGAGAGGUCAUAGGUCAUCCUUGAUAACAACGGUAGACUGGUCACCUAAUAUUGACACAAAAAUUUGUUUGACUGGUUACCUAGAUGGGAAAAUUAUAGUUUCAACACUGUUGUCACAGUGACAUGUUAAAUAAAAGACAAAGAUGAAAAUGCCAAUCUUUGUAUAGACAUAUUUUGAACUAAGUUAAUUGGAGACGAUUAACUUACUCAGCAGUUGCGAAAAAUAUAUAGACAUAUACAUGUUCAUCAGAUAUAUUUAUUGUAUAAAGAUAAUUUGUAUCAAGUGUUAUAGUUACAUUGUUACAUAAAGAAUGUUGAUAUUCUCUUUGAAUUGUUUUACUUCAUUUCAACAAGAUUACAUUUUAGUCAUUUAUGUACUUAAGUUGAAGCAGAUACAGGUACAUGUAGUUUGAAAAAGAUAAUCUUAAUACACUUACAUGUACAUCAGUUUUCAAGAAUAAAAAAGUUUAUUUUUGGUUAUAUAUUUUUCUUUGACACACUAUUAACAUAAUUUUUGUUAGUUUGCAGUAUAUGAUAUCUACCAUUCAUUGCAGGAAUUUUUACUUG
Molecule: messenger RNA, 2957 nt
Organism: Ruditapes philippinarum (Manila clam)
Lineage: Eukaryota; Metazoa; Mollusca; Bivalvia; Venerida; Veneridae
Product: WD repeat-containing protein 91-like
Exons: 17
Coding region: 17-2512 (831 amino acids)
Biological process (GO): early endosome to late endosome transport
Cellular component (GO): extrinsic component of endosome membrane; late endosome membrane; early endosome membrane
Molecular function (GO): protein binding; phosphatidylinositol 3-kinase regulator activity
Source: RefSeq, a predicted model, not a curated record